Castor canadensis (American beaver) is the source of this 2489-nucleotide messenger RNA. NCBI's taxonomy places the organism in Eukaryota, Metazoa, Chordata, Mammalia, Rodentia, Castoridae. The record is from RefSeq and is a predicted model, not a curated record.
AAGAAAACCAUUAUUUUUUCCAAAUCUUAAAUUUUUACAGUGCAAAUAUCUUACUAGAUGAAGAUUUUACUGCCAAAAUAUCUGACUUUGGCCUUGCACGGGCUUCUGAGAAGUUCUCACAGACAGUCAUGACUAGCAGAAUUGUGGGCACAACAGCAUAUAUGGCACCAGAAGCUUUGCGAGGAGAAAUAACACCCAAAUCUGACAUCUAUAGCUUUGGUGUGGUUUUACUAGAAAUAAUAACUGGACUUCCAGCUGUGGAUGAACUUCGUGAACCUCAAUUAUUGCUUGAUAUUAAAGAAGAAAUUGAAGAUGAAGAAAAGAUAAUUGAAGAUUAUAUUGAUGUGAAGAUGAAUGAUGCUGAUUCCACUUCAGUUGAAGCUAUGUACUCUGUUGCUAGUCAGUGUCUGCAUGAAAAGAAGAACAAGAGACCAGACAUUAAAAAGGUUCAACAGCUGCUGCAAGAGAUGACAGCUUCUUAAAACUGUUGGGAUGGAGACUUGGUUUAUUAUAUACAGCUCUCUAAACCAUUUUUACACUAUUUUUCCUAAAUGUUCUUCUUUAUCUUUAACAACACAUCAUUGCAGUAGUUAGUAAAGCAUGUGCUAAACCUCCAACAUACAAAACAAAUGAAACUAAGCCAGCAUAUAGACACUUAGCUCUGCUCACCUACUGUCAACCUCAGUUUCCACUGUAAUCUCCUCUGAACACCAUCAAACACAGCUAGAAAACUACAAGAUUUGCAAAAAAAGCAAAUGAGCAGAGUGGAAAUAUCCUCGUUUGAAGCUUGGCUGUCCUCACUACUAAUCUGCUGCAAAGCUUCGAUCCAACUUGUAGUUCUCUUGAGCCUUGUUUUUCAUUUUUCCUUCUAUCACAUUGGCAUAAUACAUGCCAUGCCUCCUUGAGAAGAACUCAUGAAAAUCAAGUGAUGCAAAAUAUACAUAAGCAUUUUGUAAAUAAUAAAGUGACAUUUAAAGUUUAUAAAUAUUAGUUUAUUACAAUCAGAUGUUUAUAGGAUCAUGUUCACAGCAUGCUAAUUUCAACAAUCAUUUACCACAAACCAAGUAUCCCUGAAUGAUACUCCUUUGAUGAUAUGGCUUUUAUUUGAUUAUAUUACAUCAGAGUUGAAGGGAUUUAUCAGACACAAGAACAGCUCUAAUCAGCUGACUACCAAAAGAGAGGAAUGGUCUGAAUCAAAUCAAGUGAAGUCAGAGAAGAUUCUUCUGUGAGGCUUGAAGAAGUAAAGUGCCCUGUUUGGAGAAAGCUACAUUGUCUAAAACCUAAGGGCAACCUCUAGCAGAUGAGAGCUGCCCUCUAGCUUUCAGCCAGCAGGAAGCAAAUGGGACCAUAGUUGUAUGACACAAAGAGCUGAAUUCAUUCUUCCAACAACCUGCAAGAAUCUACAAAACUACUGCAACCUGCAGAUGAUGCUACUGCCCAGCUGAUACCUAGAUUUCUCCUCUGUGAAACCCUCAGAAGGAUAACCUGCCUGAAGCUGUACCUGGACUUCUGAUGUACAGAACUGUGAGAUAAUAAAUGAGUUCCAUUAAGCCACUGAGUUUGUGGUAAUUUAUUAUGCAGCAAUAGAAAAUAAAUACAGAGGCUUCCGUGAUGGUUUCCCUGUGAUAUCAAAGGUGCUCCCCACAGUCAUGAGUGUGGAGAAAAGACAGAGUAAGUACAUCAGUGAGUUGUCAUGUACUGACUGGAUUUCUCAUUGCAUCAAGCCUGUUCUUUAUAUGUUUGAUUUACCAUCAAGAAACAGACCUUCAAUAAUUGUGAUGAAUUGAUUUUUAUGACUAUUAACUAUUUCUUCUACAUUUAAAAUUAUUGGUUUACAUUAUUUGUAAAUUCAUUUUAUAACUUUGAGUGAGCAGAAGACAGGAAUUUACCUAAUCAUAAAAAACAACUGGUAACAAAAAGACCAUACAUAGGAAUACCUAGUGUCUACGAUUAUCCAUCCAGCAGUCUUUAUGUUACCAGCUCUUAAAUUUCACAUUCAGAACAAGCAUGCAGAAAGCAAGCUGUAGCAGAAAAUGACCAUCCUCUGUAACAUACAGUUUAGAUCUACCUAAAUGCUUUCCUGGGAAACAAAGGUAGACCAUCUUUCAAAUCACUUUUAUAAAUUAAGUAUGUAAGCCAAAAGAAACAUUUGUUAAUUGAAAAAGGAGAAUAAAUAAAAUUACUUUGCCCAACUUUAUCUCAAUAGGAAACAGCAUAAUUUGAGGCACAGGGCUGGAGGUGUGGCUCAAGAAGUACAUCUGCCCAGCAAACAAGAGGCCCUGAAUUCAAACCCCAGCACUGGGGCUAGUGGAAUGGGUCAAACAGUAAGAAUGCAUGCCUAACAAAGCAAGCCUCAAAAAUAUAAAGAAAUUGAAAUAACCCCCUGCAUUCUAUCUGAUCACAAUGAGGUAAAACUAGAACUCAACAAAAAAAGCAGCAGCAGAAAACACUCAUAACAAGUGGAGACUGAAGAACACAUUGCUCAAAGA